This is a messenger RNA of Ictalurus punctatus (channel catfish), 1061 nucleotides long. Its product is annotated as polyadenylate-binding protein 1-like 2. The record is from RefSeq and is a predicted model, not a curated record. The transcript has 8 exons. Bases 5 to 919 code for a protein of 304 amino acids. Gene Ontology annotation, molecular function: RNA binding. Gene Ontology annotation, cellular component: ribonucleoprotein complex. Lineage: Eukaryota; Metazoa; Chordata; Actinopteri; Siluriformes; Ictaluridae.
UCCAAUGAGGAGACGAUCGCUUAGCAUUUGGACAUUUGCGCAGCAAUCAGCAUUUCAGAAGUUCAGUGGUUCAGUGUUUCUACGUGAAAUCAUCAGUGCUAGUUUCCAAAUGGCUACACUCUAUGUUGGCGAUCUUCACCCUGAUGUGACCGAGUCCAUGCUCCUAGAGAAAUUCAGCUCUGUCGGGCGACUUCAUAAUCUCCGCCUCUGCUUGAACACCGGCACAUCACUCCAAUACGCUUUUAUCAACUUUCAGCAUCGGGCUGAUGCUGAGUGCGCUUUGGAGCUGCUCAAUUUCGAAACCCUUUUGGGUCAGCCCAUGCGCAUCAUGUGGUCCCAGAGUGACUCAUCCCUCAGAAACAGCAAUGAGGGAAAUAUCUUCAUCAAGGGCCUGGAGAAAUCCAUCGACAGCAUGGCCCUUUACGACACCUUCUCCACCUUCGGCAACAUCCUCUCAUGCAAGGUGGUGUGCGAUGAAAAUGGGUCCAAGGGAUACGGAUAUGUGCACUUUGAGAGUGCCGAGGCUGCCGAGACUGCCAUCAAGAGGCUGAAUGGCAUGCUCUUUAAUGACCACUAUGUGUUUAUCACGCACUUCAAGUCCCGCCAGGAGCGUCAAGAGCAGAAGGAGGAAGAGAGACAUCCUAAACCUCAACACAAGUUUGAGCAGUGUGUGAACCUGUGUCUGAGGAAUCUGGAUGUCUCUGUGGAUGACGAGCGUCUACAUAAAGAGUUCUCACCUUUUGGAACCGUCAUCCACGCAAAGGUGAUGGGGACCAGUGGCUGCUCUGGAAGGUUUGGGUUUGUAAGCUUCUCCUCUCCGGAGGAAGCCACAAAGGCAAUGAGCGAGAUGCAGGGAAGGAUGCUGGACAGAAGGGCGCUGCACAUCCGUCUGAUUCAGCGCCGAGUCCGAAGCCACUGACCAUCUACAUGUUGGAGUCAGAUGAUGUGAUUCGUGAACCUACUUUUCCUCUUUAAGUGUUUGCCUCCACCCAACAAGAAGAAUAAGAAUAGGAGAAAGAAGAAGCACUUGCAAUAAAAACCAAUUACAAAUUGCAACUUAA